AAGAUAUCCGUUGUGUGGAGAGUCGCUGCCAUUUUGUUAGGACGAGUGAAUUUCGGAAACGUCUUGAGAAAACGUCUGUAUGUAAACGAAUAACAUCGGAACGUUUUAGCUGGUUGCUUUUGAACAGAAUCGAAGCAAAAUGCUCUCCGCAGCCCAGUUACUCGAUGAGUUAAUGGGCCGAGACAGAAACUUGGCACCUGAUGAAAAGCGCUGCAAUGUUCGCUGGGACCACGAGACUGUCUGCAAAUAUUAUCUGUGUGGUUUUUGUCCAGCUGAACUGUUCACCAACACGCGCUCUGAUUUGGGUCCUUGUGAAAAGAUUCAUGAUGAAAACCUUCGAAAAAUGUAUGAGAAGAGCUCACGGUUCAUGAAAGAAGGCUACGAAAGAGACUUCCUGAGGUACCUGCAGAGUUUGUUGGCUGAAGUGGAGCGCCGGAUUCGGAGAGGCCAUGCCAGACUGGCACUGUCGCAGGCCCAGCAGAACUCUGGAGGGCCUACACUAUCCGGGAAGAAUGAGGAGAAGGCUCAAGUGCUUACAGAGAAGAUUGAAGCACUUGUCGUUCAGAUUGAAGAGCUUGGCUCAGAAGGCCGUGUAGAGGAAGCUCAGGGCAUGAUGAAGCUGGUGGAACAGCUGAAGGAGGAGAGAGAGCAGCUCAGCUCAACACCAUCUACAAUUGAGAGCUUUGCUGCUCAAGAGAAGCAGAUGGAAGUGUGUGAGGUCUGUGGUGCUUUCCUCAUUGUUGGCGAUGCUCAGUCUAGAGUAGAUGACCAUCUAAUGGGCAAACAGCAUAUGGGAUAUGCUAAAAUCAAAUCUACUGUGGAGGAACUCAAGGAAAAACUGCGGCGGCGCUCGGAGGACCCUGAAAGAGAUGACCGGGCAAAGAGGGAAAGAGAGAGGGAAGACAGAGAGCGUGAAAGGGAGGAGCGUGAGAAGAGGCGUAAGGAGGAAGAGGAGAUGCGAGAGAAAGAGAGGGAGAAAGAGAGAGAGAAAGAGCGAGAAAGAGAGCGUGAGAGGGAACGUGAACGAGAACGUGAGCGAGACAGAGAGCGUGAACGUGAAAGGCGGAGCAAACGGAGUCACUCUAACAGCCGCCACUCGAGUCGGGCCUCUGACCGCCGCAGGAGCCGAUCACGGGACAGAAGGAGGAGCAGAAGCAAGGACAGGGACAGGGAGAGGGACAGGAAGCGCAGCAGGAGCCGUGACCGCGAGAGGAGGCGCAGCAGGGAGCGCUCGGAUCGGAAGAGACGUUCACGCAGCAAGGAACGAAAGAGUUCCCGCAGUUCUGAACGCAAAAGCCAUCGACACCGAAGCCGCAGUCGAGACAGGGACAGAGACAAAGACAGAGAGAAGGAUAAAACUGCCAGAGACAAAGAGCACAAGGACACCGAAGAGAAAAAAGGCAGUGGAAAGGGCUCAAGCGAUGAAAGGUCCAGUGAGCCCUCAAAGUCCCAGCCCAUGGAGGUGGAGCCUCCUAGAGCAGAGCUGAAUGGCACCACUGAAGACCUCCAUUCUGAAGGUGACACUCAGUCCAAUUAAAACUGAUCUGAUAGGACCUCAGAUCAGCUCCAGGUAAGUGCACUCUCCCCGAGCAGCUUAGCUCUUCCCCGCUCCCCUCCCCCCUUUUUCUUUCAGUUAUGUCUGUGAUUUUUCUUCCUGUUUUUUAAUAGUGCAUCGUAAGUAUGCACUGAAGAUGGAACUAGAGGCUGAAACAGAAGAAGGUAGAAUGAAACAUACCCAGAGGGAAAAGCCAGUGUAGUCCUGAAAAACAUGCCUGGAGGUACCUUGUUUUGUAUCGGUCAUACAUAUUUGUCUUUUAGACAAGUUCUCUUCCAAAUUUACGUUUUUUUUUCCUCUACCUAUACUACCUCACCUUUUAACUCCUUGCUCACAGUAAGAGUAUACUGUGGUAUUUUAUUAAUUCGUUCACUAAACAUUCAUAAAACAAUGUGCCUAUGUAUGCAACAUAUAUAAGCACGCAGCAGUUUUAGCUCUCUAUAAUGUUUCAGAGGUAUUCAAAGAAGGAUUUUUUUUUUUAAACCAUUAAAACUGCCGUCAGUGUUGAUUCUGUUCUUCAGUUUCAUGGAUGUGUGCUUCCUUGCCUUGCACUUUAAUGCAGUCUGUUCUUAAAGUCGAGAGCCGAUAGCAUUGGGAUGAUGGAAGUGUAGGGUUAAUGAAUUAUUGCAGCUGACUUCCAUACCUCACACAGCGUUGGUGUUGUGAGCGACCCCAUGAAAAGCCAAAUUAAAAAUCAAGGAUACUGUCAAACUGUGCAGGUACUCACCCAAGGUACUCCUUUCUCUACCCACAUCCAUUUGAAUGCUGUUACCUGUGAACGUGUUUCAGAGCUUCAUGUUCUUUGUUUCAUUUGAUAUUUAUUUCUUUUGUUAUAAAAUAUGCUUAAGAUGUUCAGAUUUUGUUCUUUUCUCUUGUUUUUUUAAAUGCUAAUUAUAUGUGAAAGGAGGAGUGAAAUGUUGGGGAUUUAUUGAUAAACCCGGUUGAUAUCCCAGAGUCAGCAUUUUUAGAGCAUGUUACACCCUUGGCCACUUUUCAGAUCAAUUAGAUUUUUCUUCUAUUUGUUUUGGGCUAUUUGUUACUUUGGUUUUCAGUUUCCCUGAAUCUGUAGUAGUUCUGUAACAUGUUUACAAUCCAAAUUUGAUCUAAGCAGCUUAAUCAACGGGUAGUUUUUCUUUUUCUUUUUUCUUUUUCCUCCUUUUUUGUUGCCAAUUACAGUAUAGUAUCCCUUGUUUUCAGUGGUAAUCUGUAUAGACGAGGGGAUAUCAGGCGGGUUACUCUUCCAGGGCAAAAAAAAGGAAAGGGGGAACAUUACUGUUUAAUGGUUCUAGGGUUUUGUCUGUGUGCUUUUUUCUAAUCUUUUAUCCAAAUAAAGAGUCAGCAAAUUUUGUCAUGUUGCUCAAAGUACAGCAAAUUUCAAAGAAAGUGAGGAAAUGCUGGAAUGUCUUUACAUCAGUCAGAAUUGUUUUCAUUGUACUGUUCAAUUGGCUAACAGCUAGUCAUAAACUACUGUUUGUGGCUAAUGCUAUAAUAAUACAAAAGCUAAAACCUAAGUGACAAUCAUGCAGAAGCUAAUUGUUUCUUUGAUCGAAUGGGAUUUCAACUACUAAUUGACUCUCUCUGACUAUUUGUGCAUGUCAGGGGAUGCUGGGACAGCUGAGUGAAGAAGACCUGAAGACCUCCAAACUUUUGCCAUGCAUACUUCGCUGCUUAAAACAAGGUGAACCAGAUGUAGUGGCCUAAUUAGGAUAAAAUGUAAGAAAAAUAUGUUAAAAAAAUUUUGUUGCCCUUUUUGCAGUUUUCUCACAGGACCUUGUUUUAACUACAUUUGUUUUUCUUCAUACUUUACUGUUAUGAGCUACGCAAAGGGCCAAUUGAGUUUUUGUUGAUAUACACUCAGUGAACCUGUACCAUGUUUGCUUUGCACAGUUGGGUCGCAUUUUAGAAUUUCAAGACCAGUUUUGGAGAGUAAUGUACAGUGUUUGAACAGAGACCCUGAUUGGGCUCUGUCGCUUAACUUUCUUCCCUUUAUGUAAGCUUAUACCCCAAAUGUAUGAUCAAUUUUAUUUUAGAAAUACUGGAUUUUCAUUUGUUGAAUUUUAAAAAAACUGUAUUUGUCUUCAAUAAAAACUUCAAAUGAAUUCAAAGCAAA
This is a messenger RNA of Tachysurus vachellii, 3665 nucleotides long. It is a transcript of the gene luc7l3, whose product is annotated as LUC7-like 3 pre-mRNA splicing factor. The record is from RefSeq and is a predicted model, not a curated record. Gene Ontology annotation, molecular function: mRNA binding. The coding region runs from base 140 to 1537 and encodes 465 amino acids. Gene Ontology annotation, biological process: mRNA splice site recognition. The transcript has 10 exons. NCBI's taxonomy places the organism in Eukaryota, Metazoa, Chordata, Actinopteri, Siluriformes, Bagridae. Gene Ontology annotation, cellular component: U1 snRNP; U2-type prespliceosome.